UAUCAGAACUUUAUUAAUUAUGUGUUUUUAUUACUAUAUGGAAAUAUCGGUAUGAUACUAAUAUCCUAAUGAAUCGAACCAAAUAACCGAUACAAAAGCACCUUGGGAAUUCUAAGCUUGAGCCCGAAUUUAAAUAAGCAAAUCCGUGACAAAACACCCUUCUCCAAGACAUCUUCUUGAGGCACGGGGCCAUACCACCAGCGAGAAAUCACUGUUACAUUUCCUAAACCAAACCCUAGGUCAAUUAUCACUCCUCCAUCUUCCACUCAUCGUCAAGCAACCAUGGGUUCAGACGCAGAUAUGGAGGAUUAUGGAUUCGAGUACUCUGAGGAGGAACCUGAAGAACAAGAUGUGGAUAUUGAGAAUCAGUAUUAUAAUUCGAAAGGUUUGGUUGAGACUGACCCAGAGGGUGCACUUAGCGGAUUUGCAGAAGUAGUUCAGAUGGAACCAGAGAAAGCAGAAUGGGGGUUCAAAGCACUUAAACAGACUGUGAAGCUUUAUUACCGUUUAGGGAGGUACAAAGAGAUGACAGAUGCGUAUAGGGAGAUGCUAACUUACAUUAAGUCCGCAGUGACUCGAAACUAUAGUGAAAAAUGUAUAAACAGUAUCAUGGAUUUUGUAUCUGGUUCCGCUAGUCAAAACUUUGGUCUUCUACAAGAGUUCUAUCAAACCACCUUGAAAGCACUUGAAGAAGCAAAAAAUGAGAGAUUAUGGUUCAAGACUAACCUUAAGCUUUGCAAGAUCUAUUUUGACAUGGGCGAGUAUGGUAGAAUGAAUAAGAUCUUGAAGGAGCUUCACAAAUCUUGUCAGCGGGCAGAUGGGACCGAUGAUCAAAAGAAAGGAACUCAGUUGUUGGAAGUUUAUGCAAUUGAGAUUCAAAUGUACACGGAGACAAAAAACAACAAAAAACUGAAGCAACUUUACCAAAAAGCACUUACUAUAAAAUCAGCAAUUCCCCAUCCUAGGAUCAUGGGUAUCAUACACGAGUGUGGUGGCAAAAUGCAUAUGGCAGAACGCCAAUGGGCAGAAGCAGCUACUGACUUUUUUGAAGCUUUUAAAAACUAUGAUGAAGCUGGGAAUCAAAGAAGAAUUCAGUGCCUCAAAUACUUGGUACUGGCUAACAUGCUUAUGCAAUCUGAGGUCAAUCCUUUUGAUGGGCAAGAGGCAAAACCAUACAAAAAUGAUCCGGAAAUCUUGGCAAUGACGAACUUGAUUGCAGCAUAUCAACGGAAUGAAAUAUUGGAAUUUGAGAAGAUUCUCAAGAGUAACAGAAGAACUAUCAUGGAUGAUCCCUUCAUCAGAAAUUAUAUUGAAGAUCUUCUUAAGAACAUCAGAACUCAAGUGUUACUCAAACUCAUUAAGCCGUACACAAGAAUCAGGAUCCCUUUCAUAUCAAAGGAGCUUAAUGUGCCUGAGGCUGAUGUAGAACAGCUGUUGGUCUCUCUGAUAUUGGAUAACCGGGUUCAAGGGCAUAUCGAUCAAGUUAAUAGGCUGUUGGAGUGUGGGGACAGGUCAAAGGGAAUGAAGAAAUAUACUGCUGUGGAGAAAUGGAACACACAACUUAGGUCGCUUUAUCAAAGUGUUGGCAACAGGGUUGGUUGAGAUGUUUGAAAGUAUAAGUUUUGAUCAGUGAGUAGUGAUUGCUACUUUGGCAUAUUUUGUUCAUCAUGGCAAGUGGGGAUAUUAGUUGCACACAAUGUGGAGUUGAUAUAGUAUUAUUUGUCCCCUUCAUCACUAUCUUGCGCCUCUAAUUUUACGAUAUCUUUAUAUUUCAUCUUUUGAAUUGAUGA
Messenger RNA from Helianthus annuus (common sunflower), 1790 nucleotides. Its product is annotated as COP9 signalosome complex subunit 2. Gene Ontology annotation, biological process: protein deneddylation. Gene Ontology annotation, cellular component: COP9 signalosome. NCBI's taxonomy places the organism in Eukaryota, Viridiplantae, Streptophyta, Magnoliopsida, Asterales, Asteraceae. The transcript is spliced from 12 exons. Bases 283 to 1602 code for a protein of 439 amino acids. The record is from RefSeq and is a predicted model, not a curated record.